AUGGAGCUCCAUACUGGCUUGAAGACAUGUUUCCUUAGGCACCAGAGUAGUUUACAUAAUGUUACGUUAGUGUGGACGUCCUUCUGUGAAGAAAGUGUCUCGUUUUUAGAGAGGAAAAUUGAGGUGCAGAGAAGUGCCUUAACCGCACAGAAAAAGACUAGAUGUGGGGUGAACAUCACGGAGCUGUUGCUGCCGCAGCUGGAGCUGCUCAAGAACCAGCUGGACCAGGAGGUGGAGUUUCUCUCUUCAUCCAUCGCGCAUCUCAAGGUUGUACAGACCAAAUAUGUGGAGGCCAAGGAGUGUCUGAAUGUGCUGAACAAGAGCAACGAAGGGAAAGAAUUACUCGUCCCAUUGACCAGUUCUAUGUAUGUACCUGGGAAGUUACAUGAUGUGGAACAUGUUCUCAUUGACGUAGGAACUGGCUACUAUGUAGAGAAGUCAGCAGAUGAUGCUAAAGACUUCUUCAAGAGGAAGAUUGACUUCCUCACUAAGCAGAUGGAAAAAAUUCAGCCCACUCUGCAGGAGAAGCAUGCCAUGAAGCAGGCUAUCAUGGAGAUGAUGAACCAGAAGAUUCAGCAGCUCACCGCGCUGGGGGCGUCCCAGGUGGCAGUGGCCAAGCCUGAGGGGGGGAGGGGGAGGGGUACCGAGGCAGGGGGGGCGGGAAACGAACCCAGAGCACGUGUACAGAGCCAAUAA
This is a messenger RNA of Trichosurus vulpecula (common brushtail), 696 nucleotides long. RefSeq names its product prefoldin subunit 5-like. Bases 1 to 696 code for a protein of 231 amino acids. Lineage: Eukaryota; Metazoa; Chordata; Mammalia; Diprotodontia; Phalangeridae. The transcript is spliced from 2 exons. Gene Ontology annotation, biological process: regulation of DNA-templated transcription; protein folding. The record is from RefSeq and is a predicted model, not a curated record. Gene Ontology annotation, cellular component: prefoldin complex; cytoplasm.